AUGCAAGACUAAGUGUGACAGCCUUAUUUGGAAGAAAAUAAAAAUAUUCCGGACUCUGUUACUUUCUGAGUCAUAGUAAAGAGCGUUCACGCCUCCUCUUAUAGGUUCUUCUUCAUAGAACUGUGUAGUGUUUUUGUCUUUUAGUCUCCACAUUUUGCAGAACUUGGCAUAUAACUUUCCUAUCCAAUCCAAUCUCAUUUGUGAAUGAGACUUCAUUAAGAAGGGCAACCCAGGAACGUGAUGGGACCUCUGCUACUUAAAUUGCUUUUACAAGGUGUUCUACUGUUUGAUACUUUGGCAUGGUAUGUGAGUAUGCCAUCAGAAAUUUAUGGCCUCCAAGGUUCCUGUCUGGUCAUACCAUGUUCUUUCUACUACACAUCAUACCCACCCAAAGACCCACGCAGAGUUGUGUGGUAUCAGUGGGUCUCUAGAGGUUAUCCUUUAGUUUAUGAUCCAUGGCAUCUAAAUGAUGUCAUUGAGAAGUUCAGAUGGAAAACUGAUUUAUAUGGUGACCCAUCAAAUAGGGAUUGCAGUCUGUUAAUUAAAAACCUGGAACUGUCCCACCAUGGAGAGAAAUUAUAUGCAUGGAUUGACCCUGAAAAUGUUGGAUGGCGCACCUACGCAUUUUAUGACGUCACCUCAACUAUUGUUGUUCACACACAGCCACAGCAGCCCAGCAUUUAUAUUUAUGGAGGUGAAAGGACGGGGGACACAGUCACAGUAGCAUGUUCAGCUUUCCACACGUGUCCAUACAGCAAACCAACAAUAACUCUGAACGGUGUAGAAGGAUCUGACGAAAUCAGGGAUGAGUCUAUUAAAAACAGUCUGUGGAAAAUCACUCUGACACGCACAGGUGUCAUAAUCACAGAGCGCUCAACUAUUAAGUGUUCAGUAACACAUUAUGGUGGCAUAACAGUGACAGCUACAAAGGACAAAAGUGCAGAAUGUGCUCAUCAUAAAAUAUCGAUUGAGCCUGGACUGGCAGAUGUCACAGAGGGUGUCGCAAAGAACUUUAACUGUAGUGUCUACCAUUCCUGCCAGAAAGAGGAUCCAACCAUCACAUGGAACUAUGAAAACAUGCAGGUCACAAAGGGGAACAAAAAACCCUCUGGUUUAAAUAAGAUCAGCUAUUCCAACAUAACCUUUCUGGCUGCAAAAGAGGACAAUGGAAAGGAACUGAUUUGCACCGCAACAUUUUCUGGAGCAAACUUUAAAGCAUCUGUUGUUUUACGUGUACACCAGUAUCAAAAACCAGCCAGUCCAACACAGAAUGAAACCUAUUUCCAACACGUGGCAGAUGUGAUACCCAAGAUCACUGCUUUGCCUCGUUCAUGUGUGGUAAUACCGUGUAGUUUCAAGAUGGAGGAGGAAUAUGUCACUCGACUUCGGGUUCUUUGGGUCACCAAAAAAGGUGGCUACAUGUUCCACACCGACCCAGUCGAUGUCUUGGACAAUUUCAAAGGCCGCACGAGGCUCCUUGGAAACCCAGAUGAGCAGAACUGUACUGUGGAGAUGGAUAAUGUGCAAACUAAUGACAACGGACCGUUCUGCGUCCGAGCAGAAAGAGAAAAUGAGAGAUACAGCUUCAACAACAGCUGUGUGUUCAUUAUAAUGCGGGCAUCUCCUGACAAACCUGUGAUGUCAUCCCUCCCUGAAGACAUUGAGCCCGGGACACGAGUCACCAUCAAAUGCUCAGUUAACCACACAUGCUCCUCUCACCCUCCCCAAAUCACCUGGAGCAUCCCAACAGCCCGAGAAACUAUCAGCCACAGUCACAUGGGUGGAGGCGUCUGGGAAACAGUGUCCGCUGUGACCUUUAUUCCAACUGGAUAUGAAGAGAAAGAUGAAAUUGUCUGCACUGCCAACUUUUGGGGCGGUAAAACACAGGAAAACACUGCCUUCCUCAUUAUUAGACUGAGUAAGUACAGACUGAUAGAGUUAAAUCCAAUUUUUAUAUAGAUUUUAUAUAGAUCU
Cyprinus carpio (common carp) is the source of this 1974-nucleotide messenger RNA. RefSeq names its product Schwann cell myelin protein-like. NCBI's taxonomy places the organism in Eukaryota, Metazoa, Chordata, Actinopteri, Cypriniformes, Cyprinidae. The record is from RefSeq and is a predicted model, not a curated record.